GCAAAUGCGUGGCUCUAAGGAUGUGUUUUAGUGCCCUGUGCUUCCGUGUUCUUCCCUUACCUAUUAUCUUUUCUGUUUUAAAUAAUACAUAAUUCCUAUUUGAAAAGCUGCUUUAUUUAUUUUUAGCCUAAAUUUUCAAACUUAAUACAUUUUUAAAAGCGUAACUCGAUAACAUACUUUUUACUUACAAUACUGCGGAAGUUAAAACUUUUGACAAAGUCUUCGUGUAAUGUAUAAGGAAGUUUAAGCGAUGCAAACAUUACCUUAAAUAUGCAUUACUUAGUGACUCUAGAGUAAUAUACGCAAAUGGAUGUAUUUGGGGACAGGUAGUUGAUUCAUCAGCAUAAAAAUGGAGUUAAUUGCUUCCUUUAAACUUGCUCUUUUGUUACAAUGCCUGCAAAUCGCGAGGCCUAACAUAAAUCAGUCAAACUGCACGAUUGGUCACUUGGAUGAGAAAUGUUUUACAGAAUGCGGAAAUAGAGGAUAUGCUAUGAGAUGUAAUGAUACGAGUUUGGUACAAAUUCCAGACUUUUACCCAAAGCCAAAAAAUUCGACCGAAUUCACUCCGCCUCUUUGUUUGUUGGAUCUCAGCUACAAUAAAUUUUAUUCAGUUGAAAAUAGAUCGUUUGUCAAUGUGAAAAAUUUAAACAGUACAGACGUAUUAUGGUUGUACCUACACUACAGCAAUAUCUCUUUUAUUGCUUCGAACGCCUUUGAAAAUCUGACCAACCUGCUGUACUUGAACUUGUCUGGAAAUAAUUUGAAUCAGCUUGGUAGCUUUGGGGACGGUGUUUUUAAGCCUCUAAUGAGUUUGAGAAACAUCAAUGUGAAGGAAAACAAAUUAAAAACAUUUGACGAUAUUGGAAGAGAACUGCAAUAUUUGAAAAAUCUUGAGGGCAUAUAUAUGGAGUUGUGCCCAGAUUGUGUGUUUGGAAAGAGUUUUAGUAAACUAACCAAUCUAAAAAAUCUAAGUUUAUCUGGAAGAUCGAACAAAGCUUGUAAUGCACCAUUUGUUAAUACUAUAACGUUUCAAUACGUUCCAACUGUGGAAAAUCUAUAUAUGGCAUCGUGUCAUAUACAAUCAAUAGACAAAUAUGCAUUCAGCUACCUUAAGAACAUCACGCUGUUGGAUAUAUCCUAUAAUGAGCAGCUGAUGUUUGCUGGGAUGAAUGAAGCAUUGUAUGGUUUAAGAUACUCUUCCACUUUGAAGAUAUUAAUUGUCAAAAGGAUACAUCAGCUGUACGAAUAUGGAAUACAGCUUAAAUUUACCGACAUAGAGAACCUUAAAACCUUACGUGCCUUGGAUACAUUAUGUAUGGACUUAAACAAGAUAGAAGUUCUUGAUGAGAAGAUAUUGAACCCUUACCAGUUCCCGGCUACACUUAGAAAAUUCACAUUAUCUGGAAAUCGACUUACAUAUGGAAAAUAUGUUAACUAUUUACACAAAGCGAUUGGCAUUGAAUAUCUUGAUUUGUCUAGACAACACCUGAACUACGACCCCUUUUUUCACAAGCACUAUGACAGCAGACAGAUGUCUUCAAUCAAAAGCACUGAUUUUUCAGAGAAUUGUUCAAGCCUCUGCGUUGUCUGUUUACCUCAUAGUCUUCGCAGUUUAAAAUGGAGAAAAAGUUUUAUAUAUCUUAAGAUAAUAACUCCAAUGGCUAUUUGCGGUGCAUCAGGCUUGAAAUAUUUAGACCUGUCGUUCAACUUAAUUCUCAAGUGGAAUGCGACUAUUUUUGGUGUGGAAAACGUAACACAUCUUGAUCUUUCAGAAAACAUUUGCAGCGAGGUAAAUCCUACAUUCUUUUUAACGUUUAAGUCAGUGAAGCAUUUGAAUCUUUCCGUAAAUAAUUUGGGGAGGUCUUUUGAUCCAGUACUUAAUCCAAAUGCAAGUGAAAUGUUCAAAUUUCAGAAAAAUGUGACAAAAUUGGACCUGUCUUGUAACAAAAUAAACCGUCUCCCAGAGGACAUAUUCAAGUAUUUACCGAAUCUGCAGUAUCUGAAUUUGAGUGGUAAUAUUAUCGAUAACUGGAACUUCACUUUGAAAAACAGCCGCUGUCUAAGAAGUUUAGAUUUGUCCGAAAACAAACUUUACAAUCUUCCGGAGAGUUUAACGACAUACCUUGAUUCUGUUGUAGAGGAAGAAUGUAAUAAGAAUGAAACUGUAACCAUAUCCCUUCACUCGAAUCCGAUUGAAUGCACAUGUAAAACUUUGCCAUUUCUGAAGUGGUGGCGGUAUUCAAAAGUAACAGUAUAUUCUAAAGCGAAGGAUACUUGUCGGCUUAACGGUGAAAAUUACCAAUACCUGACAGACGAGCAUCUUGAACAGAUAAUAAAUAUUCUUGAAAAUGACAAAUGUCUGGAUCGAAGUUGGGUGAGUUGGGCUAUUAGUGCCACUUGCAGUGUACUCGUGGGCGUUUUGACCAUUGUCGUUUGCUGCCUAAUUUACAAAAACCGUUGGAAACUCCGAUAUCUCUACCACAGUAGAAACCGACGUUACAGGCAUGAAGGUUUUGAGCGUUUGUUCGAUAACGAUGCCUUUGUAUCAUAUGCAAAGAACAGCGCGAGUUUCAUCAAACAUGAUAUGGUUCCUUCACUUGAGUCUCAACAUGGACUUCGCCUCUGGGUUGCAGACAGGGACUCAGUACCGGGCACGUCUGUGGCUGAGAAUAUAAGUCACGGUAUUUACAACAGCCGGAAAUCAGUUCUCUUGAUAAACAAGGAAUAUUUAAAUGAUAGCUGGUGCGAUUAUGAAAUGCACAUGGCACAUAUUGAAUCUAUUGAAACAAAGAGGAAGAUGAUUAUUAUUGUUUUAAUGGAGUUUAUACCGAUGGAUUCGUUGCCUGUCUGGCUGAUGAGACUUCUGCAAAGUGAACGAUCCCUGGAAUACCCAGAGCAUCAACAUGAUAUGAAAACUUUCUGGAUGAAUCUUGCAGAAGAAAUCCGGUGUUAGUAGACAUCCGGUUACCAGUACACUGAGGAAUUAAGAUAAACAUUUUAACAACCAAAACUGUUGCCAUUUUUAUUCCAAACAAACGUUGAUUUCUUACAACGAUAUGCAUAAAUGUUGUUGUUAUCAUUGAAUGUAUAUCUAUAGUCCUUUCCAUUGGUGAAAACAAAGUUUAAAACGAUAAAAAGUCAUACUGGUUGGCAUACGGAGCUAAAACACGUCAUCACCUCAACGCAAGAAGUGGAUACCUGCAUUGACUUAAAGAAAUCAAAUAAAUUCAAAACAAUAUUUAUUUAUUGACGGUAGAUAAAAUAACAUUAUAAACAUAAGCAAUGUAUAGCUUUUGACCGACAUAAAGAAGAACGUAUUCACUUACUGCGCUAAGGUGACGAAGUAUUGUCUUCUAUUACUAUCGUUAUAAUAAUUUGGAAACCUACACAAUUUAAACCCAAUGUAAGUUUCUAUCUUAAAAGUAACGAUGAGUUUCUAGAUUUCAAGAGAAACUGUUGCCUUAUAGAUUUGGUCAAUAUGCGGAUCUCCGUCAUGGCAAUAGUCAUAUUUCAUGCAGAUUUUACAGUCAUUUACAAUCUUUAACCAUAAUACAAAGGUGUAUAUAUCAAUGUAAUUAUGUAAAAGGAAAGUACAAGUUUUCGAUGGCGGAGGAAGACUCAAGAUGGACCAUCAUUAAUUGUUUCAAGCCCGGGCACUUAGCCACCAACGUUCCGUAAGCCAGUUGGAUGGUGCUAGAAAUAUCUGAUAAGUUACAUUACUAAUUUUAUGGCAAUAUUAAUAUUAAUGUGACAGCCACCAUUUCUUGGCUGUUUUACUAUUUCAUGAUUAUUUGUGUAAAAAUAAUUCUACAUAACUUCUUUCAUCUGAAAGUCAAAUACGUCAUAUUAGGUAUAGUAGUACUAAAAGGUAAUCAAGCAGCACUUCCAGGCUAGUUGGAUAAUGGCGGUAAGAAAGAAUCCUCCAUUUUUUCCCAGUUAAAGUGGCAUUGUCAUGUUUUAUGCAAGCCAGGUCCUGUUUUUAUUUCAGUGUGGACCUAUACCUGACAUUUUGUUAGCAUUUUCAAGGAGAUUUUUUUUUUGCUUUUAAAGAAAUGUGUAAAACAAACCUAAUUACACAUUUGUUCAAAACAGCAUUUUAGCUGUCAGUUUGGAAGAUAUUCCGCAGUGUUGACCUGUCAGACAAAAAAAUCUCUCUAAAAAGAUACAUGACCCCUACUUUUCUUGGUGUUUUUUUUUUUUUUGGUUUAUAGGUCAUUUAAGAAAAUAAGGCUAGUUAUUCCUUUUUAAAACUGGCCUGGCUACGUAUAACAGCUAUCAGAAGAUUGCUAAUUCUAUAUAGAACAUAUAGUUUUUUUUUUUACAACUGCAUACCCUAUAACAACAACAUUGGCCAAAAUUGAAAUUUUCCAGAUACAUGUGUGCUUGGGCUUUUUUGUUGAAAUUUUGGUAGAAAAUGAACUUUUCAUAGCAAUUGGCUGCAAAAAUUGUAAACAAAUUUAAAUAAACUCACAUUUUCACUAUUUUGGGUGUUUUUUCCCCCUUAAAACAAAAUGCAUAUCCAGAGUCUAAAUUUUACCCAUUCACAGCUUUCAGAGUUGAAAGUCUGUAUAGUUAACAGCUUUUAGUUAUUUGCUUGCAAAUUUGGGUACAAAAUAGAAGAACAGGGCAAAAAUAAGCUCCAACUUGGAGAAAUGGUUAAAAGUUAUGUCCCGACAACUAUUUUUGAGGAAAAAUACCACAGUGACACGUGUUACUGAAAAAUAAAUGCCAUACAACAUUGAAGAAUGAUUUUAUCAAGCUGAAACUUGGUGCUUUUCAUGCAGUAAAGCUACUGUUACUAUACAAAUAAAACUGACACUAUUAUAGAAAGUCACUUUUUUCUUAAAGGUAUAGUAGUACUAAAUAGGUAAUCAAGCAGCACUUCUGGGAUAGUCGGAUAAUGGCGUUAAGAAAGAAUCCUCCAUUUUUUCCCUGUUAAAGUGGCAUUUUAGGGGUCAGUUUGCAAGAUAUUCCAUCAGACAAAAAUUUCUCUUAGAAGAUACUUGAUCCCUACUUUCAUUGUGUUCUUUUAUGGUCUAUAGGUCAUUAAGAACAUAAGGCUAGUAAUCCUGUUUUAAAAUGGGCCGGGUUGUGUGUUACAGCUCUCAGAAGAUUGCUAAUGUUAUGUAGAACAUAUAGUAUUCAACUAAAUGAAUAAUUACACUUCAUGGAUUAUGCAAAAUGUUUGUGGAAGAUGUUUUUGAUAACAAAUGCUAGUAACACAUUUUACUUUCCUAGUUGCUAUUUCCUAUGCUUAGUACAUCCAGUUUUGAAACAUU
Messenger RNA from Mercenaria mercenaria, 5279 nucleotides. Its product is annotated as toll-like receptor 4. Gene Ontology annotation, cellular component: membrane. The record is from RefSeq and is a predicted model, not a curated record. Bases 350 to 2953 code for a protein of 867 amino acids. NCBI's taxonomy places the organism in Eukaryota, Metazoa, Mollusca, Bivalvia, Venerida, Veneridae. Gene Ontology annotation, biological process: immune response; inflammatory response; toll-like receptor signaling pathway. The transcript has 2 exons. Gene Ontology annotation, molecular function: protein binding; transmembrane signaling receptor activity.